Messenger RNA from Penicillium argentinense, 1092 nucleotides. It is a transcript of the gene usgS, whose product is annotated as transmembrane protein UsgS. The transcript is spliced from 5 exons. The coding region runs from base 1 to 1092 and encodes 363 amino acids. Lineage: Eukaryota; Fungi; Ascomycota; Eurotiomycetes; Eurotiales; Aspergillaceae. The record is from RefSeq and is a predicted model, not a curated record.
AUGUCCAAUUUCGAGCCCAAUGCUGUCAUCCGCGGCUUCCAGCUUGUGCUGGUAGGAACCGUGCGGGCUUUGACGAACCCCGAGCUCUUCAAGUAUGAGCAUUUUCGUCAGGCUGCUCUUGCCAUUGCGGUCGGGAUCAUCAUCCAACUCAUCGUUCAGAUCCCGGUCAUCACUGUCAAAUUUUCAGUCUAUCUCGUAUCCUUCAUGGUGAACUUGGACCACGCGAUAUGGGACAACAAACUUCUCAAUGGCCUGGAAUUCAUUUCCAAGUCUGUCCUGCAGGUGCCAUUUCUUCUGAUGACUCUGAUGGGAUACAUGACCCCUACCCUUGAUGAAAUCUUCAUGCAAUCAAUCCAAUGGGUUGACAGCACCUAUGUGCUUAAGCACAAGGCCGAGGACCCCGACACCCUGCGUGCUAUGUACUAUCCUAACCUUGUUAUGUACCCUACGAAGGGUGGCUCUCGUGCAUCGGGCCCCAAGUUCGAGGCGCUGAUGGCUUUUGUCAACCGAUACACGAAGAGAAUGGCUAUUCUCAUUGGAGUUUACUUAUUGUCUUUGAGCCCUCUCAUCGGCCGUUAUGUCAUGCCAGCAGCCAGUUACUUCACUUUCCGCAAGCAUGUCGGAUCGGUCCCUGCCACAGUCAUCUUCUGCAUCGGCCUCUUCUUGCCCAAGGCAUUCUUGGUCAGCUUCUUGCAUACCUAUUUUGCAUCUCGCAGUCUGAUGCGUGAGCUCCUCGAACCCUACUUCCGUCGUAUCAAGUUCACCUCAGACCAAAAGCAACGUUGGUUUCGUGAUCGUGAAGGUGUCUUGUUCGGCUUUGCCUUCGGAUUCACCAUGAUCCUCAAGACCCCGUUCCUCGGCGUCCUUAUGUAUGGUGUUGCCGAAGCCUCCACGGCGUAUCUCGUCACCAAGAUUACCGACCCACCCCCAGCCCCUGCUGAAAGUGCCGGCUUCGCGGAAAGCCAAGUGACCUGGGCCAACAAGCAUGAUUUCUUGCAGUUGUCGCUCGACAAAAUUGACAAACUCAAUGUCGUUACGGAUGAGCAGACUACCAACACGAAGCCGAGUCCCCCGAGCAAGAAAUUCUCAUAG